Ixodes scapularis (black-legged tick) is the source of this 2435-nucleotide messenger RNA. RefSeq names its product integrin-linked protein kinase (gene Ilk). Lineage: Eukaryota; Metazoa; Arthropoda; Arachnida; Ixodida; Ixodidae. The record is from RefSeq and is a predicted model, not a curated record. Gene Ontology annotation, molecular function: protein binding; ATP binding; protein kinase activity. Bases 111 to 1457 code for a protein of 448 amino acids. The transcript is spliced from 12 exons. Gene Ontology annotation, biological process: protein phosphorylation; cell-matrix adhesion; substrate adhesion-dependent cell spreading. Gene Ontology annotation, cellular component: focal adhesion; stress fiber.
AUGUACGCUUCCGGUUUUGCCUCCGUAAAUGGAUCUUGUUUAGCUACUGCAAAAACUCCGGUACUGUUUCUUCGUAUUUAGCAAGCGAUCCGAAAGAAAAUCGAGCAAUUAUGGAAGACAUUUUUCACUGGUGCCGCGAGGGAAACGCGUUUCAAGUGCGCGUAUGGCUUGACGACACGGAGCACGACAUGAAUCAAGGGGACGACCACGGCUUCAGUCCCCUGCACUGGGCCGCCAAGGAAGGCCACGGCAACAUCGUCGACAUGCUCAUUGCGCGUGGAUCGAGGGUCAAUGCCACCAACAUGGGGGACGACACUGCGCUGCACCUGGCUGCCGCGCACGGACACCGCGACAUCGUCCACAUGCUGCUGAAGCGGAACAUGGACGUCAACGGCAUCAACGAGCAUGGGAACACUCCUCUGCAUUAUGCGUGCUUCUGGGGAUACCAAGCGAUCGCUGAGGAUCUGAUCAACAGUGGCGCCCUGGUCUCGAUCGCCAACAAGUAUGGCGAGACGCCGCUCGACAAGUGCAAGGGCCACAUGGGUCUGAGACUGCGGGAGCUUGCUGAACAGGGCGGUCAGGACCUGAAGAAGAUUUACUACAAGGACCAGAACUGGCUCGGCACAAAGACAAGGACAAGGGAUGCUACUCUUUCCCGGCACUCUGGAAUCAACAUGGACGAACUCAAGUUCUUUUCGCAGAUUGCUCAAACGCAGUCCGGAGAGACUUGGAAGGGUUCGUGGCAGGGCAACGACAUUGUGGCCAAGAUCCUGAACGUGGGGGAGGUGACCCCCCGCAUCUCACGGGACUUCAAUGACCAGUACCCGCGGCUGCGCAUCUUCUCGCACCCCAACGUGCUGCCCGUGGUGGGCUGCGUCAACCGGCCCCCGUAUCUGGUUGUGGUGCAGCAGUACCUACCCCAUGGCUCCCUGUUCAACAUCCUGCACGGCCAGACGGGCAUGGUGGUGGAUCAGUCUCAGGCUCUCAAGUUUGCGAUCGACAUUGCCCGCGGCAUGGCUUUCCUGCACACCUUGGAGCCCAUGAUUCCAAACUUCCACCUGAGCAGCAAGCACGUCAUGGUCGACGAGGAGAUGACGGCCUACGUGAACAUGGCGGACACCAAGUUCACGUUCCAAGACCGCGGAAAGCUGUACAACCCAGCCUGGUUUGCCCCCGAAGCGCUGCAGAAGAAGCAGGACGAGAUGAACUGGAAGGCGGCGGACAUGUGGAGCUUUGCGGUGCUGCUGUGGGAGAUGGCGACACGCCAGGUGCCCUUCGCCGACCUCUCGCCAAUGGAGAUCGGCAUGAAGAUUGCUCUGGAGGAGCUGAGGGUGACGAUUCCGCCCGGGAUCUCGCCACACAUGUCUCGUCUGAUCCGCAUCUGCAUGAACGAAGACCCGGGCAAGAGACCCACCUUCGAGAUGAUCCUGCCGAUCCUGGAAAAGAUGAAGCACUAGAUGAGAGGGUGGCCCGGACUGCCAUUGCUCGUUGCAACCAAAACACUGGCAACGAGCGCACGUGCCUUUAGGUGUGCUACGGUCACUGCCAGCUUAAGAAAUGCGGCGGGCGUGGCAAGUCCCGAGCAACGCGGAGCGCAAAUUCGUCUGCUUGUUGCGCAGGGUUUGCGGUGAUGUCAGACCGCCGAGCUUUAAGGAUUGUGGGUAGACCUCAAAGUAGCUAGCAUUGAGAUGUACCCACUAUCCGAUCAGAGCCAAUCACAGCUUGGCAUUUUGACGUCUCUGCGACCCCUGCGCAAGAAGCUGACGAACUUGCGCUCCGCAUUGGUCACCGGUCAGCAGCCAGUGAGGUUGCAGCAUCGGCCGAUAAGGAUGCCGAAGAACGUGAUUGGCCACGCCCUGCUUUUUUGAAGCCGUCGGUGACCUUAGUUGCCGUUGGUCUAAUUCGCGAAACUGACAACCUGUGUUGAGCAGUCCGUAUAUUUUGUUUUUGUCGGCAUUCUUAGGGACAUGGCGGCAUGAACCGACAGGCUAAAGACGCUUGUACGAAAGUUUCUAAAUGCGAUGAAGUGGGGCGGGGAAGACGCCCGUGGGGACAGUGUCUCUGUAGCAAGUGAUUUAGAGGCUCUGUUCUUUUUCUUUGUUUCGAGGAGCGUAUGGUCGGGGACAAAAGGAACUAGAACAUAUUAAUGCGUUUGCCUUGCUUAAGUUCCCCCGGUGGUGCGUUCCGGUCGUGUGUUCCCAUUACUUUUUUUUUGUCCACAGCUGCACUUUGACGGUUCUCACAAGAUUUUGACUUUUGGAGGAGUGGCAACUGUGCUGCCAAACUGACGACUACUAGCAUACUCUGACCGCACGAUGUCUCUAACUUAUUUCUUUGUUUCAUAAGCAUCAGCUGUGGUCCCCUUUGUUUUGUGUCUGUUCUCAGCUGUUGGUGUUUUAGAAUUUGGAUUUUUGUGUUUGAGGUGUUUCAUUAGA